This is a messenger RNA of Abrus precatorius (Indian licorice), 3841 nucleotides long. RefSeq names its product pentatricopeptide repeat-containing protein At5g66520. The record is from RefSeq and is a predicted model, not a curated record. Gene Ontology annotation, biological process: RNA modification. Lineage: Eukaryota; Viridiplantae; Streptophyta; Magnoliopsida; Fabales; Fabaceae. Gene Ontology annotation, molecular function: protein binding; RNA binding. The transcript has a single exon. The coding region runs from base 1808 to 3574 and encodes 588 amino acids.
GUUAUAAAUAUAAAUACGUAAAACAUUAAACAUGUUUUGUAGUAAAUUUUACAUAGAUAGAUAAAUAUAAAUAAAUAGAUUGAGAGUCAAAAGCUCAGAUUGUCAUCAUCUUCUCACUGAAUUGUUAGCACUCUAAGAAAAAAAAAAGAUAGUUGGUUUCUUCAAGGUUCAAUCACACUCUUCUCUUCUUCACCCAUUCAACGUUUCCUAUCUUUUCAAAGUUUUACCACUCGGAAACUGCAAGACUAGUUCUUUCAUUUUUUCUUUUGUGUUUUGAAAAUGGCGGUUAUUUUCUGGUCGCUGAGUUUGUGUUAUUUUUCGUGUAGAUCACUUGGAGCGUUGUUUCAUGACAAAAACUUAGCGUCCAUUGAGAAAUUGACUCAUUUCUUGAAUCUGUCCAAAAGGGUAUGAUAUUCUUCUCUUUUUCUUUUCCUCGUGACAUUCACAAGCAUUCCCUUGCAUUACAUCUUAGAGUUAGAAGUUCUCAUUUCAUGGAUUCAUGCUUUUGUUGCUUUUGCAGGUGCGUUUUUGCCAAAAUUUGCAAAGAUGAAUGAUUUGAUGACAAAAUCGUUCCUAAGUUAUGUUGAACUGAAGAAGCAGGCAAGGAAAGACGUUGAAAACGAUCUUGACAUUGAAUUAGGGAAACUCAACCCCACGGAAGACCAUAACCUCUCUCAGUUCUUCCAAGAAGUUGAAGUAACCAAGGUUGAAAUGGAAGAGAUCACCAAUCUCUUAUGUGAUCUUCAGCAACUGAAUGAAGAGACAAAGUGCACACACAGUGCCAAAGUUCUACGUGGUCUAAGGGACCGCAUGGAGUCUGACAUGGUUGCCGUGCUUCGCAAGGCAAGGUUUAUCAAGGCAAGGCUUGAGGCUCUUGACCGAUCCAACAUAACCAAUCGCACUUUAUCAGAAUCCUACAAAGAGGGUACCUCCAUUGAUAGAACAAGAUUGACUGUGACGAAUGGUUUGAGGGUCAAACUUAGGGACAUGAUGAAUGACUUUCAGUCCUUGAGAAACAAGAUUCUAUCGGAUCACAAGGAAGAUUUGAAGAGAAGGUACUAUACGGUAACGGGUGAGGUUCCCACUGAGGAGAUCAUGGAGAAAAUGAUCUCAGGGAGUCUCAAAGUUGAGUUUUUGGCUGGGAAAACGGAUGCUGAUUUGGGCACUCAGGUUAGGCAUGAGGCUGUGAUGGAUAUCCAAAGGAGUUUGAAAAAGCUUCACCAGGUCUUUCUUGAUAUGGCUAUUCUGGUGGAGACCCAAGGAGAAAACGUGGAUAACAUUGAGGAUAAUUUAGCCACUGCGGGUAACUUCAUCCAUGGGGGAACUAACAGUCUUUACUAUGCCAACCAGAUGAAGAAGAAUAACAAAAAAUGGGUCUGUUGGGUUUUUGCUGUGGGGCUGAUUAUACUACUGGUGUGCAUUGUUUCAAUGUUGUCUUCUUGACUGGUGCAAUUGUGAGUAAGUGGUUUAGAGUUGAGACUGUAAAACUACUUUUCCUUCCUUUUUAGCCCGUCAAUGGUUCUUGGAUUGUAGGGACAGUUACUCUUAAUUGAUUCAAAUUUGUUCUCGGGAAACUAAAGUUGGCUGAAUAGAAUAGAUUGAUAACAUGCCGGUAUUAUUUUCUUCCUUUGUUUCACUUUUGUUGUGUUUGUUUGUCUUAUUUAUGCUUCCAGUGAGUUUUUCUCUCACUACCUUAAGUAGAGUGUGAAAAUAGAACUACAAAUAGGCAAUUACUACAACGCCUUGUAAUAUCUUAAACUUUGUAAUUUUCAAAGUCUGUCGUUAUAACUGGUUAAUACUGAUCGAAAUGGCUACCAAGUACAUAGAAACACCCAAAGGAAGUCUAACAUUUUGGCCUUUUCUAUCUAAAACAGGAUAUUGUAUUCCGUCUACAAAUAUCUUAUCCCAAACUAGUGUAAACAAAUUAAAGCCACUAAUUUUGAACAACGUCUUCUUCUCUUUUACCCAAAUCAUUUCAACUUCUCUUUGGAGGAUAGUUCGAUUCCUUUGCACUAUGAUGGUGGCCAUGCUGCUCCAGCAACCAAAUGCGGAGCAGACCCAGGCCUUACUUGAGAAAUGUUCAAAUAUAAAAGAAUUGAAGCAGAUUCAUGGCCAAUUGUUGAAGAAAGGCGUAAUCAGGCACCAGAUAACACUGAGCAAGCUUUUGGCUUCAUAUGCAUCAAUAGAGUUGGGUAACUUGGUCUAUGCACGUAUGGUUUUUGACAGAAUAAGCUCACCAAAUACUGUCAUGUGGAACACCAUGAUCAGAGCAUACUCAAAUAGUAAUGACCCAGAAGCAGCGGUGCUUUUGUACCAUGAGAUGCUCCAUCAUCCAGUGCCUCAUAAUGCUUACACUUUCCCUUUCCUCCUCAAAGCAUGUUCUGCUCUCUCAGCCUUCGAAGAAACCCAACAAAUCCACGCUCAUAUUUUCAAAAGAGGUUUUGGUUCAGAGGUUCAUGCCACAAAUUCCCUUCUUCAUGCUUAUGCAAUUUCAGGCAACAUACAAUAUGCACAAGUACUAUUCAAUCGGCUUCGCUCACGUGACAUUGUUUCAUGGAAUACAAUGAUUGAUGGAUACAUAAAAUUUGGAAACUUAGACAUGGCCAACAAGAUUUUUCAAGCUAUGCCAGUGAAGAAUGUCAUCUCUUGGACAACCAUGAUUGUUGGCUUUGUUAGGACAUGCAUGCACAAAGAAGCUCUUUCUCUUCUACAGCAAAUGCUAGUUGAAGGCAUCAAACCUGAUAGUAUAACCCUUAGCAGCUCUCUUUCAGCAUGUGCAGGCCUUGGUGCAUUGGAGCAAGGCGAGUGGAUUCACACCUAUAUUGAAAAAUAUAAAAUAAAAAUAGAUGCAGUUUUGGGUUGUGUUCUUAUAGACAUGUACGUUAAAUGUGGUGAAAUGGAAAAGGCCCUUUCAGUGUUCAGUAAGUUGAAAAAGAAAGGUGUCUGUGCAUGGACGGCUAUAAUCGGUGGCUUUGCAGUGCAUGGAAAGGGAAAAGAAGCUAUAGAUUGGUUUAUCCAAAUGCAGAAAGCAGGAAUUAAGCCAACUUCAAUUACUUUCACUGCAAUACUGACUGCAUGUAGUCAUGCAGGACUAACUGAAGAAGGAAAGUCCCUCUUUGAGAGGAUGAAUGUUGUUUAUAACAUUAACCCUUCUAUGGAACAUUAUGGAUGCAUGGUGGACCUUCUGGGUCGCGCAGGGUUGUUGGAAGAAGCAAAGGAGUUCAUAGGGUCCAUGCCCAUAAAGCCAAAUGCUACAAUAUGGGGAGCACUGCUCCAUGCUUGCCACCUACACAAAAAUUUUGAGCUUGGUAAAGAGAUUGGAAAAGUUCUGAUUGAAUUGGACCCUGAUCAUGGUGGCAGGUACAUUCAUUUGGCAAGCGUUUAUGCUGCAGCUGGAGAAUGGAACCAAGCGGUCAGAGUGAGAAGCCAGAUCAAACAUAGGGGGCUGGUAAAUCUCCCAGGAUGCAGUAGCAUCACUCUUAAUGGGGUUGUCCACGAGUUCUUUGCUGGGGCUAGUUCCCACCCACAUAUCCUCGAGAUAUAUGACAUGCCUAAUCUUCUUCCAAAUAGAUAAUAGAGGAGAAUGAAAAUGGAUUUAGCGAAUAUGGGACGAUAGAAUAAUUGUUUUUCUCCCCCUGUUUGGAUGUAAUUAAAUUGGGAGGAAUGAAAUGAGAAGAGGUGGUUUCCAUUGCGUGGAAACUAGAGAUGAAAGAAAAGGUUAUUAUUGGUUUAUUUUUAUGGUACAAUCAUGCAGCGUACGAUCUCUCGCAAACUAUCAAAUGCAUCACCACUAGCCUAUUAUUAGUGGCUUAAAAAAUUAUUAGUACAGGAGAUACAUAUU